AGAAAAAGACACUAAAUGGUAGGCAUUCAGCCAGUCAUAUUAUUUGCCUGAUGUUGAAAAGGAGAAAUAUUGUGCAAGACUGCAUUUUGCAUAAGGAUCAAAGAUCAGCAACACGAAUAUGGUGUUGCAUGUGAUUACAGUUGGAAGGAUAAUGUUUCUUUUGACUACAUCGUUGACAGACUGUUGCCACGUUGGACAUGUCUAGAAUGUCUCGUCUCCACAUUUCACUCGUUCCCUUCAUCACGUUACUGGCCGCGACACAGUGUAUCACAGAUGGUACAGGUCACGUGGGGGUGAAGUGUGUGGAGGACCACCUAACUGUGAAGGUUGGAGAAGAUUUUCUUGCCCGGUGCCAUUAUUCUUCCCCUGAUGAAGCGAACGACACUACUCUCAGUUGGACAAAGUUGGAUACCAUGACGAUAAUCUAUAACUAUUCAAUCAGCCAGACAGAGCAAGAUCCCAGCUCCAAAGACCGAGCUGAGGUUUUUGGCAGUGAAGGGAACAUAUUCCUGAGACUGAGAAACGUGACUCUUCUGGACUCUGGAUUCUAUGGACUUCGCGUUUCCAGUCGAACCCAAAGUAAUGAGACCCACAUUAUGUUAGGAGUAAGAGCCAUUGGUGAACCGCCAGUCAUUCAUUCCCACGUGACCGACCAGGGCCUCUCUGUGCUGGUGUGUGAAUCUUCUGGGUGGUUCCCAGAGCCGUCGGUGACCUGGGAGAACGGGCUGGGAAUACAGCUGACCGAGCACGCCCACACAGAGAACCUGAACAGUACAGAUGGCAGCAUCCGAAUGAGGAGCGUGCUGAGCCUGGGUCAUGGGCCCAUUAACAACUACACCUGCACCAUGAGGGAUCGCCACCUGAACGAGACAGUGUCCUUCGUGUUUGUGGUUCUGUUUCCAGGGUCACCUUGGCAUAUCGCAGCUGGUGCAGCAGGGACUAUUGUCUGCUCUGUGAUCUUGACCGUUGCAAUUUACUGGAGUUGGUAACAAUUUUGUAAAGAUUUCCCCUGUGUGACUGUGUCACUGAAGACUCUGGUUUAAAGGAUGCCUCCGUUGCAGACGCAGGACGAUCUGAAAGUGAGUGGAAAGGACUUGGUUUCAUCUGAACACAGAAAGGACAUUCUCCUUCCCCCUCUAUGACACCGGAGCCAUCUGUGAUGGAGUCCCUGGCCUUCCCAAGAGCUGCUCCACACAGGAUCCAUUACUAUUUAUUUAAUGAAUUCUUUGUUUAGCACAUUGCAGUGUGGCCUCAGCUUUGUCAAAGAGCUCUGAACUUGCCCAACGGUGGAAUGUCAGACCAAAUUCACUGUCUAAUCAGGAUGUUCUGCAGCUCACGUUGUGAUUUGUGUCGACUGUAGAAAUUCUUCUUUGGAACUAGCAUGCUCUUUAGGGACUGGAUGCCUUAGCAAUUGUUAAUGUUCAGAGAAACUUCUAUUUGGAGAAUUGACACAGUUUGCACAUUGUUAUCUCUGUCCGAUUUAUUUAAUCUCAUGGGAGGCGAGGAGAGUUUUAAUGCUAUGAAAUAACAGGAAAUUCUCUUCAAACCUGUUUAUUCUGUCAGCCUCUCAGAUUGAGGCCCAUAGUUUGAUCAUUGUUCCAUUGCUCCAGGAUAUUUUACACUCUAAGUAUUAGAUCAAUUUCAUUAUUUUUGUAUUGUGGGAAUGUAAUCCAUAAGGUUUUUGCACCAAAAGGGGCAACGAUAUACUCAACUAAUCCUAAAUCCCCUGGUUCAAACAUUUCUACAGAUAUCGCCCAAGAACGUGUAAUAAUCUCCAAGCGAUACCCCAGUAAAACAUGACACAUUAGUAUUAGUUUAUUAUUGUCACCUGUACAAGAUAGAGUGAAAACAUUUUGUGUCAAAUCAUACUAUACACUAGUACAAUCAAGCCACACACUAUAGGUGGUGCAAAGGGAAAAAUUCGAGAGUGCAGAAUAUAGUAUUAUACUCUAGAGAUUUACAGGUGCAGAGAAAAAGUGCAAUGAAGUAGGUUGGAAGAUUGGGAACUACACCCUGGCUUAUGAUAACAACAGAGAAGAAGCUGUUCCUGCAUAUGAAUCAUUGCAGCAACUCUGCACAAAGAUUUAGACGAGAUACAGCGUAGAAAAGGGCCCCUCGGCCUACCGAGUCCACGCCGACCAGCGAUCAUCCCGUACACUAGCACUACCCUACACACUAGGGACAAUUUACAGAAGCCAAUUAACCUACAAACACGUACACCUUUGGAGUGUGGGAGAAAACCAAAGCACCCGGAGAAAACCCACGCGGUCACAGAGAGAACGUACAACUCUGUACAGACUGCGACCUUAGUAAGGAUCGAACCCGGGUCUCUGGCGCUGUAAGCCAACAACUCAACCACUGCACCACUGUGCCGCCCUGUGCCAACGAAGAUGUUGAUCCCUCUUACCUCGCUCCUUUACGUGUAGCCAAUUCAAUAAACGACUCCUCAACCAGAGGUUCAAUUUCA
Molecule: messenger RNA, 2467 nt
Organism: Amblyraja radiata (thorny skate)
Lineage: Eukaryota; Metazoa; Chordata; Chondrichthyes; Rajiformes; Rajidae
Product: butyrophilin-like protein 8
Exons: 6
Coding region: 198-989 (263 amino acids)
Biological process (GO): T cell receptor signaling pathway; regulation of cytokine production
Cellular component (GO): external side of plasma membrane
Molecular function (GO): signaling receptor binding
Source: RefSeq, a predicted model, not a curated record